Molecule: messenger RNA, 1110 nt
Organism: Lachnellula hyalina
Lineage: Eukaryota; Fungi; Ascomycota; Leotiomycetes; Helotiales; Lachnaceae
Product: Lipase
Exons: 2
Biological process (GO): triglyceride catabolic process
Molecular function (GO): triacylglycerol lipase activity
Source: RefSeq, a predicted model, not a curated record
AUGAGGACUCUCUCCAGGCUUCUGCUACUCGGCUUUGUCCAUCUUUGCGUGUCCUUAGAUGAGCAAGAACCUCUAAUCUCUACGCCCUUUCCACACUUGCUUAUUAGAGUCGCUGCACUUGGCGACAGCUAUUCCGCCGGCCUUGGCUCUGGGAAAUUCCUGUCUGACUCAGAAGAUGGCAGAGAUAAUGCAUGCGCCCGUAUGGACGGCUCAUACCCAUGGCUACUUUCCAAGCUAAAUCUCUUCCACAUUGGUCAGGGACAUCUCCCGAGCUUUGUUUCGUGCUCUGGAAACCUGUUGGAGGAUAUUGAUGGUCAGAUUGAGAGACUUGGGGGCAAGAAGUUUGACAUUAUCACUCUGUCUAUCAGUGGAAACGACUUCAAGUUUGGUCAAGUGGUUGUAGAUUGUGUCUAUCCAUACAGGUUUCUCCCUGGAUAUGAUCGAUUUGAGAGAGCCUGUAAUGGGACAUUGACUGAGGCCGAAAAGGUGAUCAAAAAUCCAGCCAAGUGGAAAGAGUUCAGAAACACUAUCAAGAGUAUCGAAUCCAAAGCUUUGGCACCUCACGGGAAAAUAUACAUUACAGGGUAUGCCAAGUUCUUUGCUCCGCCACGCGAAUAUGAUGCCUGUGACAAUACUUAUUUCUUCCCAAGAAGAAUACUUGCCGUCCUGCCGAUGAAAUAUUCAACGCGCUCCAGAAUGAAUGAUCUUGUCGGCUUGGUAAAUGCCCAAAUCGAGACUAAUAUUGCCGGCAGUCUUGAAUCGGCGACCUUUGUCGACAUAGAUGACCACUUCACUGGCAGGCGGUUUUGCGAGCCAGAAAAUGAAGAUGACCUUAUUGGCGCGGACAACCCAAAUGUCUGGUUCAAUGAUCUUACCACUACACUCGAGGAGGACUCUACUUGGAACCCGGAUUCUGUUAGUCGCUGUCCUGAGGAGGAUCCGUGGGCGGCAUGGGCACUCGAUUUGCCGGAAUCAGUUCAAAAUGACACGGAUUUGGUUCCACGAGGCAUUGGGGAUAACCUUCAACGUGCUUCUUCCUUUCAUCCCAAGAAGGCUGCUCAUAUUGCGACGGCAAUCAAAGUGGCAAAUAUGAUCUUCAUCGAUUUUGCU